AUGGCUCGCAAAUUCUUCGUUGGCGGAAACUUCAAGAUGAACGGAACAUCUCAAUCGAUUUCCCAGAUCAUCUCAAACCUCAACAGCGCUAAGCUCGACGCAAACACCGAAGUCGUCAUCUCCCCUCCAGCCAUCUACCUCCUGCUCGCCCGCAACCAAGCAGACGCCAAAAUCAGUGUUGCCGCCCAGAACGUCUUCGACAAGCCAAACGGUGCCUUUACCGGCGAGCUUAGCGUUGACCAGUUGAAGGAUUCUAAAAUCGACUGGACUUUGACCGGACACAGUGAGAGAAGGGUUAUCCUCAAGGAGGACGAUGACUUCGUUGCACGCAAGACCAAGGCUGCCAUUGAGGGUGGGUUGAACGUGAUUGUCUGCAUUGGAGAGUCUCUCGAGGAGCGAGAGAGCAACAAGACCGUCGAAGUCGUUACCAGACAAUUGAAGGCUAUUGCCGAAAAGGUGUCUGAGCAGCAAUGGUCCAAGAUUGUCAUUGCCUAUGAACCCAUCUGGGCAAUCGGAACCGGAAAGGUCGCUACCACUGAACAAGCACAGGAGGUCCACGCUUCCAUCCGCAAGUGGCUUUCCGAAACCGUCUCCCCUGCCGUCUCCGAGGCCACCCGUAUCAUCUACGGAGGCAGCGUCAACGAGAAGAACUGCAACGAGCUUGCCAAGCAACAAGAUGUUGACGGAUUCUUGGUUGGAGGUGCCAGUUUGAAGCCUGCUUUCGUCGACAUCAUCAAUGCUCGUCUGUAA
This is a messenger RNA of Arthroderma uncinatum, 750 nucleotides long. RefSeq names its product triosephosphate isomerase. Gene Ontology annotation, molecular function: triose-phosphate isomerase activity. The transcript has 6 exons. The coding region runs from base 1 to 750 and encodes 249 amino acids. Gene Ontology annotation, cellular component: cytosol. Gene Ontology annotation, biological process: glycerol catabolic process; glycolytic process; gluconeogenesis. The record is from RefSeq and is a predicted model, not a curated record. NCBI's taxonomy places the organism in Eukaryota, Fungi, Ascomycota, Eurotiomycetes, Onygenales, Arthrodermataceae.